AUGUCUGCAGUGGCAGAAUUCCUCCAUCUGCCCACGACGGUAGUACGUCGGGCACCCCGCCUCAGUGCGGGCAUCUCUCAACUCACAAAUCGACCCGCCAUGCCAGGAAAGCUGGCAGCCAUUUCCCAUGGCAAGCUACAACGCGAAGCUGCAUCUCAAACCCCCGACCUUCGCCGCUGCCUAGGCCACCACAACAUUCUCAUCCGUUGCGUGAAAGCAGCCCAAGAAGACAAUGCCCGAGUCAUGAAAGAAACCUAUGAAGAUGAUCCAGAUCUGGCGCCCACGAGCGGAGAGUCAGAAUUUCCGCCCAUCCGGACGCAGAUCACCAACGCUGUCAAGACUAUGGUGCGAAACCGGCGCACUACCACGGCAGACAAACCCUCAGAUAACGGACUGGUUCGUGUGGAUGCAAAUGGCCCAGAGACAACUAUACGACCGAAACGACGCGGAGUUCUUGCAACGAUGUUAGGGCUGAAAGGCAAAGGAAUAUUCCGGAAUUCGCAAACGAAGGAUAAUUUGCGCAUGCAUUCUGCUUUUUGA
Aspergillus welwitschiae is the source of this 540-nucleotide messenger RNA. RefSeq lists its product as uncharacterized. NCBI's taxonomy places the organism in Eukaryota, Fungi, Ascomycota, Eurotiomycetes, Eurotiales, Aspergillaceae. The record is from RefSeq and is a predicted model, not a curated record. The transcript has a single exon. Bases 1 to 540 code for a protein of 179 amino acids.